Fusarium odoratissimum NRRL 54006 is the source of this 1170-nucleotide messenger RNA. RefSeq lists its product as uncharacterized. The transcript has a single exon. Lineage: Eukaryota; Fungi; Ascomycota; Sordariomycetes; Hypocreales; Nectriaceae. The record is from RefSeq and is a predicted model, not a curated record. Bases 1 to 1170 code for a protein of 389 amino acids.
AUGGCCUCCUUCACAAGACCUGCCUCAAACCUUAUCGAAUUACUAAGUGAUAAGUCGCAGAGCCCGAACUUGACCAUAGUAGAUACAGUUCUUUUUCACCUCGGCAUCGCAGAUAUAUACUCAUUGCACGCAUCAUGCCGAUCUCUGCGCUGGUUGGUGGAUUACAUGACGGAGUCACCAUGCCUGCUCAACAUCACGAGGCAAUUGCAAGCUUUUGUCAACGACCCGAUGCGCUUCCGAAAGGAGCUUGGAGAACAUGACGGGCUCAUUGCAGGAGACUUUGUCCGCAACUUCUUCGAAUUUCAUCGUUGGGAAGUUAGCUCUCUGCUUCUAUAUAUUAAACGGGGACCCAAAUGCCAGGGUUUUAUUAAGUAUCUGCUUGCCCAUGAAGGAUACAGAGCCGACUCGGAACAAAAAAUAUUCCGCCGUGACAAUACCCCGGAUCUGUAUAUUGUCAUCAUGGCUACGCCCGAUUCUCCCAUCGUGGAAAUCAUCAACAAAGCUCUUACGACGGCUGGUUUGAAUGUUAUAUCUUGGAAUAAAGCCUACUCCCUGCUUCCAGUUCCAACCGUGGUAUUUCACAAGUUUUACCAUCUCAAACCCUUCGACAAUGCCCUUGGCAAAUCACUCCGGGAACGGGCCAAAUGGGGUUGGACGACAAGGGACAUGCUUUGGCCUGAUUUGACAACUCGACUCAUUUCUCGCAAGGAAUGUCAUCAGAUUGGCGGACCAAGCUCUUUAAUCAUCAAACUUGGAAAUGAACCACCAGGAGACUACACUCCUGACCAUGUCCUCGAGGGGAGCGUCUAUUCCGUGGUAUGGAAGUUGAUGGAUACUGAUCGGCACUUAUCUGUUACUAUGCAGCCCGGGCCUGUUUCCUGUGCACUUCGUUAUGCAUACGCAAAUGGCGAAAUCGGUCGUGGGUGCAAAGACUGGGAAAGAUUCUUGUGCGACCGGUUAGACCGUUGGACUUAUGUCGAGAUAGCCAAGAUGGACCGUGAUCAACAGCCACAGGGGUUCUACCAUAUGGCACCAGGGAAUUAUCGCGUCCGUAUUCCUGCCGGAUACCAACUGCCCGAAACGUGGGACUAUGCAGACGACCAGAUAAUUCCGUGGUUUCAAGAAUGGGAGGGAAGUUGGACAAUGAAUAACCAGUACUAUGGAAGAUGA